Messenger RNA from Ornithorhynchus anatinus (platypus), 876 nucleotides. RefSeq names its product family with sequence similarity 209 member B (gene FAM209B). The transcript has 3 exons. The record is from RefSeq and is a predicted model, not a curated record. Lineage: Eukaryota; Metazoa; Chordata; Mammalia; Monotremata; Ornithorhynchidae. The coding region runs from base 163 to 723 and encodes 186 amino acids.
GAAAUAACCCAAAGGCAAAAAGUAGAUGGAAAUGAAAGGAACUAAGUGUCACAUCCUGAAUAUUCAAGAUACUGAAAAUCGAGGAAAUGCCUAUGAUGGAGAUGAUGAUGCUGACCCUUCUGUGACAUCACCGACUCCGCUCCCUCGUAUUCAGUUUCCCAGAUGCAUAGGGCACACCAUGAGCCAGCCCUCCCACCUCUUUGGCUAAUCAUGCAGAUCCUGAGAUGGUUUCUGUUCUUCUCUUUAUGCUUUACUUUGGGAUACACGUAUAUAUUUUCGGCCCUGAAAAGUUCAUCCUCAGAGAGAGAGCCUCUUUCUCAGACUGAUAGACCCUGUGGCGGUCACUAUCGGGUGAGGCAGAAUCCAGUGGAUCAAGCCAAAAACUGGAUUGGAAGCAAGUGGAUCUGGUUAGUGUUUUUGGGAUUACUGUAUGGUGUGAUAAAGAUUCUAGGGAGUUGGCAGAAGAAUGAGAACAAGGAGUCCGUCAGCCUUCGAGGCUGUUGGUUUCGACCCCUACAGAAGAAGUCUCCGAUUCCCCGUGGCAAAGACUUUGCUGUAGAUACUUUAACUCAAGUAGAGCUGGAGCUGGUAAGCCUUGUGUCUAAAGUAAAGCAACUCAAAGGUGCCCUAUCAAGCAACUGUUCAGAUCUAGAAGUGUUACCUCCAGACCAACUCAACAACAUUACGAUCUAUGAAAUAUGCGAAGAAAAUGACUCUGACUAGGUGGGUUAUUGCCCUGAAGUGGGAGAGUGAUAAAUUAUGAAAUAUGUGAAGAAAAUGACUGACUAGAUGGGAUACUGCCCUGAAGUGAGAGAAUGAUAAAUUAAGCCAGUGGAAAUGCAACGCAAACAAAUAAACUCCUCCAAAGCUACCUAA